AUGGCACAAGACAAAAAAAGCAGCUCAAAUAACUCACUCAAGCUCUUUAUCAAGAGACUUCAAAACUAUCUCCGGCUCUCGAGAAAGCCACACGUGCCGAACGGCGUCAAGAAAGGGCAUUUUACAAUCUUGGUGAAAAACGAGAACGGGCGGCCCACAAGGCUUGUCGUGGGGCUGUGCACGUUGAAACAUCCGGGUUUCUUGAGGCUGCUAGAAAUGGCGGAAGAGGAAUAUGGACUCGGGCAGAGAGGAGCACUGGUCGUGCCCUGUGGGCCCGACGAGGUUCGAAGGAUUUUGGAAGAGAAAUAG
Striga hermonthica is the source of this 309-nucleotide messenger RNA. NCBI's taxonomy places the organism in Eukaryota, Viridiplantae, Streptophyta, Magnoliopsida, Lamiales, Orobanchaceae. The record is from the annotation of a GenBank genome assembly.